UACACUCAGUGUAGGAAGAUCUGCUCCUUUAAGAGAUGGAGAAGAAAGCUCAAAGUCUUUCAAUAUGGUGUUGGGAGGAGCCUGUUGAUGAAAUGAAACUAAACAGCAGAGCUGAAUGUUGAGGACCUGAAGACACUUUCUCCUUAUACAUUUUUCUGAACACUUGCCAGUCCCCUGAACUCACUCUUACUUUGGGAUUCAAGAGGGAAAAAAAGAUAAUUCAACAACACACAUCAUCUCAGGCAUGGCAUCAGCUAACAAUCCACAGUCUGAAAUGCAGUUAAUAUGCAGUAUCUGUGAGGAGGUGCUCAAGAAACCAGUCACAACCCCAUGUGGGCACAACUUCUGCAUGGAUUGUAUCAGAGAAUACUGGAAAAACAAUGUCCUGUGCCAGUGUCCACAGUGCAAGGAGAAAUUCCCUAACAUAUCUGAGCUACAAGUCAAUACUCAAUUAUCUAAAAUGGUUGAUGAGUUCUGGAAUCCAUUUGUGGUAAAUAACACAAGCCCCCAGGACCAAUGCCUGGACCAUCCUAGAGAGGUGUCCCAUGAUAUCUGUGUUGGGAGGGAGGUCAAGGCUGUGAAUUCUUCUUUUGAGGCCUCUUACUGUGAGACUCCCCUGGAGCUCAAUCAGAGAGUCACAACCUUGAGGAGACAACAGCAUGUAGAGAAUCCUGAAGAACAUAUGUGUGAGAGGCAUGGGAGAUGUCUGGAGUUCAAGACCGACUACAAUACCCACAACACUCUCCCUCUUGAAGUGGAAACCAGAAAGAAUAAUGUACAGUUAGGAAAGGCUGAAGUGCAGCAGAUGAUUCAGGGCAGACAGCAGAAGGUUAUUGAGAUCAGAAAUAGUCUACAAUCUAGCGGAAUAAAUGCAGAGCAAGAGGUAGAGAACAGUUGUCAGAUCUUUAGAGCUUUAAUGCGCUCCAUUGAAAGAAGCCAGGCUGAACUCAUUGAGGUGAUUUCGGAAAAGCAAAAGGAAACUAAAAGGCUGGCUGAAGGGCUCAUUAAAGAGCUGGAGCAGGAAAUCACUGACCUAAAACUCCUCCAGAGCUCACCAUCCCUGUGCACCUCUCCACCCACCAAGGACUGGUCUGAGAUCAGGAUUCAGAGUAUUGAGAAUGUCGGCAUGGUGAGGAAAGCUGUGAAGAGAGCUGGCUCUCAGUUUGAAGACGCACUGAAGAGUGAAUUGAAGAGGUUGUGUGAGGCUGAGCUCAAGGUUAUUCAGCAGUGGUCAGUGGAUGUAACUCUGGACCCUGAUACAGCUCAUCCCAAUCUCACUCUCUCUGAAGAUGUGAAACAACUUAGACAUCCCGGUAGACGACAAAACUACCCUGGCAAUCCAGAGAGGUUCUUCUAUAUUGCCAGCAUCCUGGGAAAGGAAGGCUACUCCUCAGGAAGAUUCUACUACGAGGUGCAGGUGAAGGGAAAUACUCUCUGGAGUGUAGGAGUGGCCAGAGAGUCCAUUAAAAGAACGAUUUAUGCAGCAAAGCCUGAGAAUGGACUCUGGACUAUCCAGCAGGGGAAAGGGAAUGUCUACAGGGCCUGCACCACUGACCCUACACCCCUCUCCCUGAGUGAGAAGCCCCAGAAGGUGGGGGUCUAUGUGGACUAUGAAAAUGGUGAGGUCUCCUUUUACAAUGCCCAGGCCAAGUCUCAUAUCUACUCAUUUACCGAUUGUUCCUUCACUGAGAAACUUUACCCGUACUUCAACCUUGGGGUUUGUGGCAUUGACAAAAUGUCAGCACCGUUGAUCAUCUCUCAUGUGAGCCAAUCAGAUUGAGAUUUAACUCGUAUCGAUUAAAUUCUAAAGUAAACUGAACAUUCCAUGCAGUGAUUUAUAUUGAAUAUUUAGAGAGGUAUAUAUUGUAUCUUACCAGGAAAUCUAGAAUCACAUUUGCUGGACUGUAUUGUGAUGUCCUUUACGAUUGUAUGAUGACAUACUGAAAAUGCAGCUCAUUACUAAUCCUGCCCCAAUAUGUCUCUGUAUCUAAUUUAUGUGCAUACUUUUUUCAAUGGCUUUGGUAUUUGGGCAGGUCCUCAAAUAAUCUUCUGGGCUACAGCACAAUAAAAGCUUUGUGAACUCCUACAUAAUAUGAACAGGAAGUGUGAAUGUAUUAGAUACAUGGCAACCAUAAUACAUGGUUCAGCUGAGAGAGUCCUGUCAUGUGAAGGGUUAAUUCAGCCAUGUACUGUACCUUUAAAAGCAGCUGCAUUUCAGCUUAGCAGUAAGGGACCAGGACAAGCCAUGGUAAUGUCACCUUCUAAAAUGAGACUCGACUAGAGAACUUUGUGUUUUAGCAUGACAAAAUCCCCUCACAAAUCUCUCUACACAGCCCAGUACAAAAUAAAUCGUCUUUGACUUGCUGUUCUUCUGAAGACAGAGACCCAGACAUGGCUUCCGCCAGCAGCCUGCUGUCCGAGGAUCAGUUCCUGUGCCCCAUCUGUCUAGACGUGUUCACCAGCCCAAUCACCACCCCGUGUGGACACAACUUCUGCAAGGACUGCAUACAUGGCUACUGGCAUAUCACCAGCCCGUGCCAGUGUCCCAUGUGUAAGCAGAAAUUCAGCAGAAGACCUGAGCUCAAAGUCAAUACUUUCAUAGCUGAGAUGGCCGAUCAGUUCAGAAGGUCAGUUGAAAUUAGGGCUACUGCUACUAGUACACAGUACCAACCCCAAGCAGCCCAACCUGGAGAAGUGCCCUGUGACGUCUGCACUGGGAGGAAAAUCAAGGCCUUGAAGUCCUGCCUGGAGUGUCUGGCCUCUUACUGUGAGACUCACCUAGAUCCUCACCAUAUACUGGCCACCUUCAAGAAACACAAUCUGAUUGAGCCUGUGAUUAACAUAGAGCACAGAGUGUGUAAGCGGCACCACAAAAUUGUGGAGCUGUUCUGUAGAAGUGACCAGACGUACAUGUGUCAGGUUUGCACUGAGAAAAGACAUAAGAAACACAAUGUUGUCCCUUUGGAGGAAGAAAGCAGAGAGAGGAGGGCUCAGCUGGGGAAUAUGGAAGAUGUCAUGCAGCAGAUGAUUCAGGGUCGACUGCAGAAAGUGAAGGAGAUCAAACACACAGUACAAUCAGGCAAAAUAAAUGCAGAGAGAGAGAUUAGGGAGAGCUUGCAGGUCUUCACUGCUCUGGUGCGCUCCAUUCAGAGAAGCCAGGCUGAGCUCAUUGAGGUGAUUGAAGAGAAGCAGAAGGCAGCAGAGAGUCGGGCUGAAGGGCUCAUUAAAGAGCUGGAGCAGGAAAUCACAGAGCUAAAGAGGAGAAGCACUGGGGUGAAGCAGCUCUCACUCACUGAGGACCACCUCCACCUCAUCCAUAGCUUCCCAUUCCUGUGCACCCCUCCACCCGCCAAGGACUGGUCCGACAUCAGAGUUCAAAGUGUUGUGUACGUAGGAACAGUGAGGAGAGCUGUCAGGAGAGCUGGAUCCCAGUUUGAGGAGACACUGAAGAAUGAAGUGAAAAGAUUAUGUGAAACAGAACUUACAAGAACUCAGCAGUGUGCCGUGGAUGUGACGCUUGACCCUGAUACAGCUCACCCUAAACUUAUCCUCUCUGACAACGGUAAACAAGUGGCCCACGGCAAUACAGCGCUGAACCUUCCUGACAACCCCGAGAGGUUUUACCCUGGUAUCAGUGUCCUGGGGAGGGAGGGCUUCUCCUCAGGGAGGUUCUACUACGAGGUGCAGGUGAAGGGGAAGACAGAGUGGGACAUAGGAGUGGGGAGAGAAUCUGUCAACAAGAAAGGAGGAAAUACCCUAAACCCUGAACAUGGCUACUGGACAGUAGGCCUGAGGAACAGGACUGAAUACUGGGCUCUGACGACCCCUCCUGUCCCCCUGCCAUUGGUCGAUAAGCCCCAGAGGGUGGGGGUGUACGUGGACUGGGAAGGGGGGCAGGUGUCCUUUUACGAUGUGGAUUCCAGAUCUCAUAUCUACUCGUUCACCGGUUACAUCUUCGCAGAGAGACUCUAUGCAUACUUCAACCCCCGAAAGAAUAACGGUGGGGUCAACUCAGCGCCGUUGGUGAUCUCUCCUGUCAGUGACGUUACCUCCUCACCUUAACCAUUCACCUAUCACCUCUUCUUAGAAUAGGACACUGAGUGUUGUGUCAGUUUUAUUUGUUAAAGAAGCUUGUGCCACAAUAUAUUUUCUCUAUAUCUUGUAUUGUGUGGUUGAUUUAAUAAAGAUAUAAUUCAUAUUAAUAAAGGUUCAUAAAAGUU
Messenger RNA from Oncorhynchus nerka (sockeye salmon), 4220 nucleotides. RefSeq names its product zinc-binding protein A33-like. The transcript has 3 exons. NCBI's taxonomy places the organism in Eukaryota, Metazoa, Chordata, Actinopteri, Salmoniformes, Salmonidae. The record is from RefSeq and is a predicted model, not a curated record. The coding region runs from base 2392 to 4062 and encodes 556 amino acids. Gene Ontology annotation, molecular function: protein binding; zinc ion binding.